Frieseomelitta varia is the source of this 11541-nucleotide messenger RNA. Its product is annotated as agrin-like. Gene Ontology annotation, molecular function: protein binding; calcium ion binding. The transcript is spliced from 29 exons. Bases 1316 to 8170 code for a protein of 2284 amino acids. NCBI's taxonomy places the organism in Eukaryota, Metazoa, Arthropoda, Insecta, Hymenoptera, Apidae. The record is from RefSeq and is a predicted model, not a curated record. Gene Ontology annotation, biological process: cell differentiation; multicellular organism development.
GAGAACAUUCGGCCGAGACAGUCGUUCGUGUACACAAGUAUGGAAAUUUCGUCGAGUGCCGAUAGACGCUCCGGACAGAAUGUGCGUUACGGAUCGCGAGGAUGGUUAGCGAAAGUGCGAGAAAAUUAAGCAUGACCGUCGUGGACGAAGACACGAAGGAUUCUAUGACGGAUCACGCGAAAACAUUGUCGGUGUACGGUGGAUAAAGUGGCGUUCAUAGGGGUGUGUAUGUGUAGUGCGUAGGACUUAGCGAGCAAAAAGGACCCUCGAAAUCGUUACCGCUCGGACUCGUCGCGACGCCUGUGGAAAGUGUCGCCGAAGAAGAUCCAUUAACUUCUUCCGCAUUCGGUGCUCGACGAAAUCCCCUCAAUUUCCUUCGUUAGCAACCCGAGUGAGUGUCCGGUGGUCCAAGUUGGACGAAACUUUUUCUCCCGCUCCUCUCCGUACGAUAUACGCGAUGCCACGUUCGCGAUCCAUUAAAGUUCAUUAAGCGUCUACUCGUGGCACUGUCGGAAGUUGGAAGGAGAGUUUCUGCCAGUCGGUCCGCGAGGAAAAAUCGUUCACUGCGUCCGUAUCGAAACAUAUCCGUCGAUCUGUCAUAUCUAUAGUUGUCCAGAGGCGACGAGCAUCCGUCGUUGACACGUAUGUACCAAGCAGCCGGAAAAAUAUCACGCCGGAGGAUUCUGAGCCGAGCUUUACGAUCGGGAUGGGUCGAUAGCGAAUUCGUGAUACCUAUCGUUUAGCUGGUGGUCCGCGUCGUGUACCAGAGAGAUAUCGCGUUCGACUAAACGCGAGAGCCUAAGGAAAUCGAAAGAGGAAAUCGAAAGAGGUCUGCCUCGUUGCCAUCGUGCAAUCGCAACGUUAACGAGGAAGGAUUUUGAGGGGGAUCGGUGGAAACGUGUGUUCCGUAAGUGAAAGGACCAGGUCGGAGCGGGUCGUUUUAUUUUCGUCCUUGGAAAGUGAAGUGUCGUAGAAACGAGAGGGCAGGAUUACAAAAGAAGAGGGACAACGCGUGUUAAUUAAAGAGCAGGAGAAACCGGAGAGAAACGAACAGCCAACCUGACAGUGGCGGCGCGUAGGAGAGGACAAAGCCGCGUAAGGAGCUCGGCCGGUGGACAGCUCUGGCAUUCUCUGUAACUCGCCUCACUAACUCGCCCACUCGUCGUGCCGCACGAUCGUUGAUCGAGCCGACCGAAAUGACUCGUAACCGGCCGAUGUAACCUAGAACGGAGAGAUAUAGCGAACGAGCGAGCGGUCGUCGCGGUCGUUCGUCGCGCGGUGGUCGCUCGUGAUCGAACCAUGCGAAUUCUUGAAAAUGCGCAGGACGAGCAGCAACGGUUUGAAGCUCGACUUGACGGAGAACACGCCAGGUAGCUCGUUGUCGAGGCUGCCUAACUUAGUCGAGCAUGCGGAGACCUGCCAGGCGUUGUCCACCGGAACCGGCGAGAAUUUAAGCAGCAAACUGCCAAACGUGGUGGAAGGCUCGAUGGACUAUGGUAGCGAGCGUAGAUCCUCCCGGUACCUCGAGUACCAAGACUCGAAACCGUAUCAGGACGGGCAGUCGACGUCCGGGCUGCCGCCGUACGAUCAGGCCGGCUACCAUCACGAUCAGCCAGGGGCCAGAGGCUACAGGGGCUACGAGCGGAAACCGUACGACAGGGAGGAUAUUGACCGAUACGAUAACAGAAUUUAUCCGGAGGAUAACUUGAGGUACGAUCGCCGGGGGGAUCAAAGAACGUAUCAGGAGUCGGACUUGGACGCGCCGUACGAGAGGAGCGAUGCCCAGAAGCUCAGCAGGACUUACCCGGCGGAACUUCAGGAGGCGGGCAGCAGGCGAUACUCGAGAGAUCUGACCGAUUACGAGUACGCGUCCAGAUACGCGGAGGAAACGUUGAAGCUCGAGCCGAAGAAAGAUCAUCACCAUCAUCAUCAUUCAGGCAAGGUGUACGAACCAACGGCGUCGAAGGGCUACGAGUCCGGGGUGAAGACGCACGAUUCCGCGUACGAGUUGUCCUGCGCCGCGCAGCAGGACCUCGCCGGCCGAAAGUACGAGAGCAAGUACCACUCUGUCAGCAAGAUGUACGGUACGUUGCCGAGGUACGAGACCGGCAAAUCGUACGAGCCUAGGUCGUACGAUUACGAGGAACAGGCCUACGAGACCGGCGGCAAGCCGUACGACUCCAAGUACGAGCUGACCAGCUCGAAGAGUUACGAGAGGGCCAAGUACGACGGUUCCUCGUCCUCGAGGUAUCAGGACAAAUCGUACGAUCAGACGUUGAAGAUCGGCGAGCUGGGCUCCUCAUCCGCCUCCGCCGCCUACGCCCGCAAGACUCAGGAUCAAGAGGAGACCAACGCGGAGAAGAUGAACGGUUACCGGAAGAACAAUUUCGAGGCGUACGGCGUCUACUCGGAUCCCGAGGACGAUCACGGAUUCCUCGCGGAGAAAAAGACGCCGCAGUAUCCGUACAAGGGCGUGGUGGUGAACGUUAGCGGGGAGUCGAGUGUCAUCGACCAGAAACGAGCCAAGGACGGCAGGCAGACCGAAGUGGUUGGGAAUCCUUGGUGCAGGCCUACGAUACUGUUACUCCUCUUGGUCCUUCUUGUUGUUAUCUUCGUGUUCGUCGCUGGAAUCCUCCUCUAUCUCAACUACAUGUCCUAUAAGCCGCAGCGUCCCAUUAUCGAGGGUAAGGAUCUAAAUUUCGCCAGUAAUAACGCCGAACCGUGCGAGAAAACAUACUGUUCCUGGGGCGCGACGUGCGUCGUGUCGGAGAACGGGAAACCUUUGUGCCAGUGUCCAACAGAUUGUCCUUCGACUUCUGAACCUGUCUGCGGCACCGACAACAUGACCUACACCAGCCAUUGCCAUCUACGGAAAACCAGCUGCCUCGAGAGAAAAACUACACGAGUGAAGACUCUGGGCGUUUGUGAAAUCCCGGACCCGUGCGCGAAGCAGAAUUGCACCCAGGGCGCGCAAUGUGUGCGAAGCAGAGACGGCAAGGAAGCCACCUGCGAGUGCCUGGAAUCCUGUCCGAAUUUAGGGGAUCACGAGGGAUCGAGCCCUGUCUGCGGCACAGAUGGGACCGACUAUCCGUCUCUCUGCGAGCUGAACAGGGCAGCCUGUGCGAAGGGUGCUAAUAUCACCGUGGCAUUUCAAGGGAAAUGCGAUCCGUGCGGCAACGUGGAGUGCGUAGAGCCGGAAAUCUGUCAGCUGGACGACUCGAGGCAACCUGGCUGCCGUUGCGGUGAGCAGUGCGGCCUUGAGUUCGCACCAGUUUGCGGAAGCGAUGGUAAAACAUACUCGAACGAAUGCAGCCUCAGGCAGGAAGCCUGCAGAUCGAGAUUAUCGCUGAGGAAGGUCUACAAUGGCGCAUGCAGCUCGGGGAUCAAUCCGUGCGACGAGGCGAAGUGCGGCCCGUACGAACAGUGCGUGAUCAACCGACAAGGGAUCGCGAGCUGCGAGUGCGGCCCGGAAUGCGAGCCGGUGAUGAGGCCGGUAUGCGCGCGAGGCGGCAAAACGUACACGUCGUUGUGCGAGCUGAAGAGACAGGCCUGUUUAACGAAGACCAACAUCGAGGUCGCCUACACGGGGACCUGUGGCUCCAGGGGGCCCUGCUCCGAGAAGAUCUGUCAGUGGGGCGCGAUUUGCGCUGAAACCGGUGGCACAGCGAUUUGCGAAUGUCCAACCUGUCCGGCGGAAUUUCAACCGGUUUGCGGCGACGAUGGCAUCAGCUACGGAAACGAGUGUAAGCUUCGCCUGGAGGGCUGUAAACAUCGACGAGAGAUCCGCGUGCUUUACCAGGGACUUUGCAACGGAUGCGAGAAUAAGAAGUGCGACUUUUACGCGGAGUGCGAGAGCGACAGCGCCGGCGAGGCCAAGUGCGUCUGUCCCAUCAAGUGCGAGACCACGGCAAAAGAACCUGAGCAGGAGAAAGUUUGCGGCUCAAACGGCGUGACAUAUCCCAACGAAUGCUCUUUGAAGGCUGCCUCCUGCACUUCUCAAACUCAAAUCACCGUUAGUUACAUAGGUGACUGUGAGCUUUGCGCGAGAAUAGACUGCGAUCAUGGGGCUCAUUGCAUGGCUGGCGUCUGCGUGUGUCCGGACGAGUGUCCUGAGAGCACUGGGGAACCGGUGUGCGGCAGCGAUACCAAGACGUACCCAUCGGAGUGCGAAUUGCAGAAGGCAGCUUGCGGAAGGGAUCCUAAAUUGCCGGUCUUGCACGUGAUAUUCUAUGGCGAUUGCGGUGAACGAUACGCUGUUGCAGCACUCACCACGAUGUCGACGCCUGCGGUGGUUCGAUUGGCCACCACCGCGGUUGACGUGACCAGCACCCAGGUACGCGAGGCUUGCAAGAACAUUAACUGCGACUUCGAGGCGACCUGCGAGCUAGGGCCGGACGACUAUCCGAGGUGUAGCUGCAAGUUCGACUGCGCCUCCAUUUCUCAGGAAAAUAUGCGGCCGGUUUGCGGCAGCGAUCUGAGAACCUAUUCGUCCCUCUGCGCAAUGAAAAUGGAGGCCUGCCAGAGGCAGCAAGAGCUAAGACCUAGGCCCCUCGAGCUUUGCCAAGGUAUGGAAGUGAAACCGUGCAACGGUGAUCCUCCGUUGGUGGAUGCCGACGGCAAGGAAUACGACUGUGGCAACGGGCCAGAACGACGAGACUGCCCGAGCAACAGCUAUUGCCAUCAGACGACGCGAUUGGCUCGAUGCUGCAGGAAAGCGCAAGGGACGCAAGUGGUGAAGUGUUCGGACUCGUGGCACGGCUGCUGCCCGGACGGCAAAACGGCGGCACGCGGACCUAAUGGCGCAGGUUGCCCGAGUUUGUGCAACUGCAACAGGUUAGGCAGUGUUUCUGACACCUGCAACCCGGAGACCGGACAAUGCGAGUGCAAACCUGGCGUGGGUGGUCUGAAAUGCGACAGAUGCAUGCCUGGCUACUGGGGCUUGCCGAAAAUCAGCGAGGGACAUCCAGGAUGCAUACCGUGCGGCUGCUCGCUCUUCGGCUCCGUCAGAGAGGACUGCGAACAGAUGACUGGUCGCUGCGUCUGCAAGAACAACAUCCGCGGCCAGAAAUGUGUGAUUUGCACCGAUCACAACCAGAUAUUGACACCGAGCGGGUGUUACUCAGCCGACACCAUACCGCCGAUACCGACGUCUUGCAACGAGCUGGAAUGCUAUUCCGGCGGCCAGUGUUCGGAGAUCGGUGGUCCGCACUGUGUUUGUCCGUCGUCCUGUCCAUCGGACAUACCGUCCGUGCCGGUUUGCGGUAGCGACGGACAGACGUACGACAACGAGUGCGAGCUCAGGCUGUACGCUUGUCGUCAUCAGGCGGACGUGGUCACGCAGGCCUUCGGCCACUGCAGAGACGAUCCAAUGGUGAACACGGACUUCCCCGUUAAAAGGUACACGGCGGUGCAGUACACGCAGCCAGCGGCCGCCAUUUCCCCGUUAUCGAAAUCCACGAGGCAUCUGUUGGUGCCGGAACCGGAUCCACGCUACUAUUACACCCACAGGGCGCAUCAAGAAACCAUCACGAUCGACAGGGACAAUUUAAAGCACGGUGUGGCGGCGGCGUACAGGCCAACCCCGGCGACGAUUCGCGUGGUCACCGCGUUGCUCGGCGACCUCUGCACCGACGACAAGGAUUGCACCAUUCCCAACAGCGAGUGCUCGAACGGCGGCUGCAUUUGCUCGGAAGGAUACGCGGAAACCAGCGACAGGCAGGAAUGUUUCGCUAAUUACGUGCCUGUUACGCCGACCGAAGAAUUCCGUGCUUGCCUGUCGUAUCCGUGUCACCCGACGUCGACGUGCCUCGAUCUGCCGAGUGCGACGUUCGCUUGCAUCUGUCAUUCAAAUUACACCGGUCUAUUAUGCGACGAGGAGAUCAACAAAAGGGAUUACGAGGUGCCGUCGUUCGACGGCAAAAGCUACGUCAGGAUGAACAGAUUGAAGGCUUACCACAAGUUCAGCGUCGAGGUUGAGUUCAAGACGUACGCUGACAACGGGAUUAUACUUUACAACCAACAGAAGAGCGAUGGCACCGGGGAUUUCGUCUCGUUAGCCAUCGUCGACGGACACGUGCAAUUUCGAUACAAUUUAGGAAAUGGUCCUGUCAUCCUGUCCUCCCCUGAAAGAGUUACCAUGAAAACAUUUCAUCGAGUCGCGGCGAAGAGAUACCACAAAGACGGCGUUCUGAUUUUCAACGACGGGGAGGACGUCGCCGGUCAAAGUCAAGGGAUGUUGAAAUCGCUCGAUCUCAACCAAGACACGUUCGUCGGAAAUAUGCCAACGAAUUACUCCAAGGUUUACGACAAUAUCGGCACCAACCACGGUUUCCUGGGUUGCAUACGAAAACUAAAGAUCAAUCGGAACUUCGUCGAUCUCCACGUGGGCCGCAACAAGGAGAUCUUGGAGACUUACCGAGUGAAAGAGUGUGGGGAGAACGCGUGCGCGAAUCUGCCUUGUCAAAACGGUGCAACGUGUCAGCCGAUCUUCGAGGAGGAUCGGUGCAACGGCCGCGAGUGCAGAAGAAUGCAGAAACGGGGAAAGGGCAAGAACGGGGUGAACAUCGUGAGAUGCGAGGGGACCCAUUGCACCUCGAUCGAUCAACGCAGGUCGAAGAAAAACGCGAAGAAACGUUACGACGUCGAUUACGAGGGCAGUUUCGAGCAUGGUAACUACGCGGUGGAGCAAUUCGAACCGCCUGAUUACAGAUGCAUCUGUCCACCGCAGUUCACCGGUAGAAACUGCGAGGAGUCCUUGGAUCCUUGUAUAGGCGAACCUUGCCAGCACGGUGCCACCUGUGACAUCCUGCCGCAAGGUGGUUACGUGUGCAAGUGUCCACCCGGCAGAACUGGAGAACAUUGCGAGAACCUCGACGCUGAAUUAACGGAACUACUGAUACCAGAAAUGUCUGGCGACGGGUUUCUGGAACUGCCGUGCUUGGAGGGUGUAGCGAAAGCGUUCUCCAUCGAGUUAUGGUUCCUCACGCACGCCAGCGACGGUUUGCUACUUUACAAUGGCCAAUUGAACAACGGACGCGGUGAUUUCAUUAGUCUGAAUUUAGUCCAAGGCAAACUGGAGUUUAGAUUCAAUCUUGGAAGUGGUAUCGCCAAUAUUACUUCCCCGGACCCGGUUACUCUCGAUACGUGGCAUUGUGUCCGCAUCAGCAGGCUUGGCAGAGAAGGCGUUCUCCAAUUGGACGACGGAACAGUUGCCAGAGGACUAUCCGGAAGUCCAUUAACCGAGCUCAAUCUGGAAAUGCCUCUUUACGUCGGCGGUGUUAAACACUGGCGAGAGGUUCAUCGACUUGCCGGAGCUUGGACUGGAUUGGUAGGUGCGGUGCAGAGGUUAAUGGUAAAUGGGAAAACUUACCAGAACCUAGCCGUCAACGUUACUCAACACAACACGGAAAUCUACGAUGGUUUACCGUGUCCCAGCAACGAGAAUCCAUGUCACAAUGGCGGAGUUUGUCUGCCUCUGUUAAACAGCUAUCUAUGCAAAUGUGCUACCGGUUACAAUGGCCUUCAUUGCGAAUUUUUCAUGGGCUACGACGUAUCCACGGAAUUGUCGGAAAGACCAGUGCGCUUCAAGGGCGAUAAUUUCUUGCAGUUUAGGCACCGGAAUGGAAGAAGUACUAACUCGACUAAUACUACCCUCGGCGAGUACUUUGAGGAGUCCUACUCCGACUACGACUUGGAGGAGGAUGUCGACUACGAUUACGACAGUUACGAUUACACGGAGCGGAAAGGUCAACAGUCGAAUAAGUUCGAGCUGAGAUUGAGAACGACGCAUCCGGAUGGUUUGAUCGCCUGGGUCGGAAGAGGGAAGAUCGAACACCUCAUCUUGUCGUUACACGGCGGCCAAGUUUUUCUUACGUACAAAACCAAGAGCGAGCAGAUAUCUCUGAAUAGCAGGGAGCGAGUGGACGACGGCGUGUUCCAUUAUAUCAGAGCAUCGAGAAGGCGGAGGGCGUCGAUGAUACAGAUCGACGACUUCGCCCCGGUGAAAGUGUCGACAGAGAGCAGCCUUUUAACGACGAACGGCAAGCUGUUCGUCGGCGGGAAACCAGGCCAUCGGGGCAUCAAGGGCUGCGUGUCGGACUUCGUGGUGGACAAACGGCGUCUUCAGUUGAACAGGCGGAAGAUCGAGUACUGUCACGACAACGAUGUAUGAUAACGAAUCCCGGAAACGACGAUUGUCAACGUGACGUCGCCACUGGCCACGCUCGUCGAUUGGACGACGCUUCUGUCCUCGACGAGUUAGCACCAGCCUAAAAACCGACGAAGAUGAACGCGAAAGGAAAUCGUUCGGUGGUGUUCGUUUCUGGGGGAAAUGGGAGGGAACGGGAACACACGGGGUGGCCUGUGGACGCGAUUCGUGAGGAGAAACGAGGCGAAAUGGAAACGAGAUGGCGGAAGGAAACUGAGCUCGAGCUCGAUGAGGAGACACGUGAUUCCUGCCAAAGCUGUGCGAGAGAAUUGACGAGGAAUGGUUCGCAAAGGAUCGUUCCGAAGGAAGGAUAAAUCGCAGAUGCGAUAACAUCGGCAAAGCUAACUUGUACAUUCAUUUUUCGUUCGGGAUGUAUAGUAUAGUAGAGAAACAGAGGGCCGCGGCGCGAACGACGAUAAGAGAGGAGUAUCUCGCGUUGAAUGUUGAACGUUCUCACAUCUAAGGACAAUAAUAUAUUUUUAAGGUGACGAGAUUAAGAUAUACAUAUGAAUACAUACAUGUAUGUAUAAAAUUUAUCGCGUAUACGUAUAAACUUGGGGGAGGGGUAGAGGGUUGCUUGUAAAGCAAUCUGGGGUUGAAGCUGAGAACAGGAACAGCGGGUCAAGGGGGGUUUCCGGAGUCAAAACAAGGAUAGAAAGCGGGCGUGAAAGCGGGAUGAAACUCAUCGAUAUUCGUUUAGACGUUACUCUGUAAGUUAAAUAUAUCGAAGCACCUAUAAAUGUUUUACGAUGCCAAGACUGAUUAAUGCGGGGGGGAAAAAAUAGAGAGAAGGAGAAUCGGGUGAGUUAAGAUAAAUAAGUAAGGCAAAAAAAAAAAAAAAAAUAGUUAAAAGAGAAAAAAAAACCCAGAAAAAACAAAGCGAUAAAUCGGUGUUAUGUUUGAGUGUUCGGUAGAGAGAUUUUAAAUGAUUGUGCAUUAUCAGAAUAUAGAAGAAUGUAUUUUAAAGGACUUGUUGAUUUACGCCAGUAGAGAAAAACGAUAAAAGAGAAAAAAAAAGAAAAAGAACAUAAAGAUGAACGAAUAAAAUAAUAUACAUACAAUAUAUACAUGUACACACACGGAACACACGCAUAAAUAAGAAUUAUAAGAACAGAUACGCCGUACAACGUUGUUUCUAGGCAAGCAAGGCUUUUUACAAAUGCGCAAAGGAAUAGAUAUAUAUAUAUUAUAUUAUUAUGAUUAUAUUAUAUAUAUAAAUAUAUAUAAAUAUAUAUUAUAUAUAUGAUACUAUAUACAGAUUACAUUCCAUACAAUGCGACACUCACGCGAUGAAAAUUUUACGUAGGUACCGUGGUGAAUGUGUAUCGUCGAUCGGUAUCACGAUCAUCGAUGUAUCAUUUACAUUUCAAUCCGGUACUAAAGAGAAAGAAACAAACAAAAAUGAAAAAAAAAAAAGGAAAAAAGAAAUGCAUCGAGCUUGCCUCGAAGACACUCCAUUUCCGUUCGACAAUCCGCAACACACUUGCACCGAAAUAGUUUCGCUAUCCGAUUCUAAAAUGCUUACGAGCGUGACCACAGGUUUCUUCUUCAUAUACAGGGUUCAUGGGAAACGCGCGCGCGGUCUACUGCGUUCGAUUCAAUUGUAAAUGGACUAGAAUCGAGGAGAGUAGAAGAAUCGAUGCUGCGUAUGCAUUGAACAGCCGAGAACGAAGUCUCGAAUCGUUUCCAUCGUGUGAGCAGUUUCUUCGACCAUUCGAAAGGGAAAUUCGAUGGGAAAUCUAUCCAAAGACGAAUGUAUCCUCGUGAUUCUCAAUUCCGAUUGAUUCUGCCGACUACGGGAAACGAUUCGAGACUUCGCUCAUGGGACGAAGGGAAAAGAAUAAUAAUAAUAAUGAUGAUACUGAUAAUUACAAUGAUAAUGAUAAUAUUAAUAAUAAUAAUAAUAAUAAUAAUUAUAUGAUAAUGUACCGCUUGUGUGUAAUCGAGUGAGAAGGAGUGUCUGAAUGACGUAUGGUUGAGGAAAUAGAAGUGGAUACCGUGCCGGGAUAUACUACUUGUAAAUACAAUUAACACGUGCUGAUCUACGAGUUGAUUAUCUAUCGUUUUACUAUCAUUGUACUAAAGCUCGCGUGAUCGCGCGCCACCGUGCGUAAGUCGGACCUAAAAACGGAAAUCGUCGGAACGACCUAAUUACAAAUCGCAAUGAUUCAUCGAAGCAAGCCUUUCUCGACGAAUUGUUUCAUUUCUAUUUUUUCAAUUUCUUUCCCUCCGUCGCUCGUGAACCAAAAAAAAAAAAAAAAAAAAAUGAAAAAACCAGAAAAAGAACAAAUACCUGCGUCAACGUGUUCUUCCCCCCGCUCGUUAAAUCCGCGUUAAUUAUCGCGACGAAACGUCGAACAGAGCCUAAAUUCGAAUAGUUAAUGGCGACUGCUGAUCCUCGGUCGCAGAAAGAGACGCUAUCGAAGACUUUUCACGCGUGUGCUCGCCUCGUCGAAUAUUUCCAGCGUCAGCUGGACGUGUUCUGAUCGUUUCAUUUGAUUUUCAACGAAAACGGAACAAACUUAAUCAUCACUUGAGCGUCGAGAAACGAAGGGACGUCGUAAUUUUGAAGCUUGUUUCUAUUUCCAAUGCAUCGAUUACGUAAGUAGUUUCCAGAUACAUAUCUUUGACGUGCAUAAGUUACAACAGAUAUAUUACAGAUAUAUUACAUUUGCCGGGCAAUUAUUGUUGUUAUCGGCGUGUAAAUAGCGGCCACGUCCAUCUGGAAAUAAUCGACGUUGAGCACACGUUGUAAUUAACGUGAUUCUACAAAGAAAACGAGCGUCCAUCGACCAAACAUUUUGCUCAGUUGUUUGAAAGAAUCGCGUUAACGACAUUCUCGAUACCGCCGCUCGGCGAUUUUUUUCUUCUUUUUUUUAAACGUAUCUUUUCUCAGCAUUGCGUUCGUUCGGAAGGUACACGCUUAUAUACAGUUUUUAUAACGAAACCGCUUUUUCCCCCCCAUCCUCGUGGACUAAUUAAUAACGUUUGAAAGCAAUCAUAUCUUUUUCAUAUCUGUCGAUCUAAUGCGAUCGGUGGGCGAGGAAAUUGUGUGCAAGAAGGGCAGCUGCCCGUUUUCACGAACAAUCGAAAGCCUUCGACUAUUAACGAAAAUUGUUCCUCGUCAGCGAGAAUUCGAAUUGAUCGCGAGCAAUAUAACGUCACAUAUCCUUCCUCUUGAAAUGUGAUUCUUUGUAUUCUUCCAAUGAAUAUCGCUGUUAUAACAUAUCGAAACGAAUAAUUGUGGCCAGUAAUGUAAUUUUUCUCCCGAGAGACGAAGAAAGGAAGAAUGUUUCAUUGUAACGAGAGUUAAGAAAGAAAAAGAGAAAUGAAGG